Racocetra fulgida is the source of this 267-nucleotide messenger RNA. Lineage: Eukaryota; Fungi; Glomeromycota; Glomeromycetes; Diversisporales; Gigasporaceae. The record is from the annotation of a GenBank genome assembly.
AUGACUUUUGCGAAAUCAAGUGGUAAUCGAGAAAUAGAUGCUUUUUUACAAAGCACUGAUGGUGUAUUGCAAUGGUUUCCUUAUGAACAAUUCGAAAACCCUAAUGAAAUUGGGAAAGGUGGAUUUGCCAACAUAUUUCAUGCUGGAUGGAAAAACGAAAUGUAUGAAUCUGAAAUUGUGCUUAAGGAAUUUCUUGAUUCGGAAGAAAUUUCGCAAAAAUUCUUGAAUGAGAAAGAAUUAGCUCAGAGAGUCUAUCAAAAAUGCUGA